This is a messenger RNA of Culicoides brevitarsis, 1711 nucleotides long. RefSeq names its product MPN domain-containing protein CG4751. Gene Ontology annotation, molecular function: metallopeptidase activity; protein binding. The transcript is spliced from 2 exons. Lineage: Eukaryota; Metazoa; Arthropoda; Insecta; Diptera; Ceratopogonidae. The coding region runs from base 84 to 1640 and encodes 518 amino acids. The record is from RefSeq and is a predicted model, not a curated record.
AAAAAAAUUUAAUCAAAAAAAAUAAAAAUUUUUAAUUUUCUUGUAAAUUUUCAAAUUUUAACCCCAUAAAAAAGCAAAAAAUCAUGACAAGUGUCACAAGCGAGCAAUUUGAACGCGACAGUGAAGCCGAUGACGAAGCUUUCAUUGACGAAACAACCAAAUACCACACAAAAAGAACAGUAACUCUACAAAUGUUAUUAAGCGCCGGAAUUCUCGAGCCAGGCAAAGAUUUGAUCUCCAUCGAUUAUUUGGGUCAAAAAUUCACCGCCGAUCUCUUGCCUGAUGGAAAAAUCAAGCAUUUUGGCUCGACUUUUUUCACUCCCUCAGCGUGGGCUUUAUCGUGCAAGAAGAUGAUUUCCGACAAAAAAAGCGGAUGUGGUUGGAAUACCGUCAAAUACAAAGGAAGGAAGUUGGAUGCGUACAAGGCGAUUUGGCUGAAGCGGUGUCAGCGUAAACGAGACUCCACAGAGACCGAUGACGAAGAUACAAAGCCCGUUGUUGACGUCAAUAAGAAGGUUUUUCAGCAUAAUGUGAUCUCGAACAGGAAUAUCGAGCACGAUUUGAAUACUUUGAUCGAAUGUGUGCCAUGGGGAGUUGGGAAAAUUCAACCUUUUAUGGUUUCGAUCAAUAAUUCGGCACUUUUGAUGAUCGAUUUUCAUUGUCACUUGUCCUUAAAUGAGGUUUGCGGGUAUCUUGGAGGCGAUUGGGACUCUGGAAGUAACACAAUGACUGUUAAAUUCACUUAUCCGUGCUUGAAUGUCCCUCAAGAUUCGGAAAAUGCGACUGCUUGCGAGAUAAAUAUCCAAAAACAAAUGAUAAAAGACAACGUUAAGCUCGUCGGAUGGUAUCACUCGCAUCCAACAUUCGAAGCGCAUCCUACUUUACGUGACAUUGACAACCAAUUAGACUAUCAGGUCGCUUUAAGAGGCAAUAGUGAAGCAACAUACUCUCCUUGUCUCGCAAUUAUUAGCUCUCCAUACGACAAAAAGUCACUUGCACUCGAUUCCAACAUGAUGCCCUUUUGGGUUGUUCCGCCCUCCGAACAGAAAGCCCUCGAAUAUGGACGUCCCAUGAUGAUGCAUUACACCCCGAUCGUUGAACAAACUCUCCCUGCGGAAUUUCAACAACAAGCUGAACGAAUUGUCAAUUAUUAUCGUUCAUUCCGGGCGUUGCUCGACCUAAAUUUGAUCUUUAAAGACAAAAUUUCCUACUUUGAUGCGUUGAAAACCUCCAUGAUGGCUCGAAUUCCGCAAAGUGAGAACAAAGAAGACUUUUGGAACUGGAUUCGGGAGUUGCUGAAUGUGAAAAAAGUUGUUCCAGAAGCGCCGGUUCAGCCAAUUGUGAAUGCUGAAAUGAAAAAAGAAGAAAAUCCGAUGAUGCGAGAGCUGAUCGAACAAAAUACAUCGUUGCCGCCUGAACCGACAGCGGCGAAAAUUGAACCGGAAGUCAUGGAAACGGUAAAAAAGGGUGAAGUUAAGAAGGAGGAACAAGCGAUGGAAGUUAAUAAUGAUGAAGUAACGGAUUUGACGAUGAGUGAUGAUAAAGAAGAAAAGGUUAAAGAGGAAAAAACGGAGGAAAAAGUUGAACAAGUUACUGAGAGAUCAGUAGAAAGUGAAAGAAAGUCAGAAAGUAUGGAAUGAAAAGUUUUACUUUCGAGGUUUGAGUGAUUUUUUUAAGAGUUUGAAGGAUUUUUCAAAUAUUUUAAAUUUGU